Messenger RNA from Anopheles bellator, 1352 nucleotides. RefSeq names its product alpha-2-macroglobulin receptor-associated protein. The coding region runs from base 95 to 1198 and encodes 367 amino acids. Gene Ontology annotation, molecular function: heparin binding; receptor antagonist activity; low-density lipoprotein particle receptor binding. Lineage: Eukaryota; Metazoa; Arthropoda; Insecta; Diptera; Culicidae. The transcript is spliced from 2 exons. Gene Ontology annotation, biological process: regulation of receptor-mediated endocytosis. The record is from RefSeq and is a predicted model, not a curated record. Gene Ontology annotation, cellular component: endomembrane system; endoplasmic reticulum.
ACAAGUGCUUCCAAUUUAGGCUUAAUGAGGCCGUUCUUCCAGUCUGUGCUAUCUUGUUUUGCGCGUUCGAAGAACAAAGAUUGAACAAUACACAAUGUCGUUUCGGCAUCUGCUUGUGUUCGCACUCAUCGCCUACUGCGUUCGAUCGGAAAAGGCGUCCGAUAAGUACACCAAAAAGGCAAACGUACUGCCAGACUCGGAGAUCUAUGAGCCUGAUUUUCGCAACAUUCAGCGACCGUUUCGGAUGGCCAAGCUGAAUCUCGUUUGGACGAAAGCCCAACAGCGACUUACCGAACCGAAGUUGAAGUCGCUGUAUACCGAACUUAAGCUGCACGAUAAGGAAGAGAUCACCUACAAGCAGCUGAAGGAGAAAGAUAAAGAUGGGCUGAAGGAGGCCCAGCUCCGGGAGAAGCUGGUACGCAUCAUGAGCACCUACGGGUUGCUGGAGCACUUUGACGAAACGCAGGAUCCCGAGAAGUACAAACAACACAAACCGGCCAACGGGGCCAAGGAUGCGUACAAAAACAAGAGUCUGUUCAAGGACAAGAAGCUGAACAAAUUGUGGGACAAGGCGGAAACGGCCGGCUUCACGACGGAGGAGCUGGACGCGCUGCGGGAAGAGUUUGAGCACCACCAAACGAAGAUUGAUGUUUAUUACAAUUUGCUCGAGCAGCUCGGUGAUGAUACCGAUCCGGGCCAGGACGAUGAUGCGCAUCUGAAUGCGAUCAACGACGACGAGCAGGAUCGCUAUAAUGAGAUCGAUCGGGGCGAGGAACCGGCACCGGCACCGGCCAACAAGCAGCACGCGUACCUGCAUAAAUCGAACCAACUGCGUGAUAAGCACCGCGACAUUCGCGACAAUUUCGAUCGCUUGGAGCGCAUCUCCUCGCAGGGUCCGAAGAGUCAAGAUUUUGUCGAGCCGAAGGUGCAGGGCCUCUGGCGGGUGGCACUGGCCAGUGACUUUAGUGCGGACGAGCUGGCUUCGCUCAAGGUGGAACUGCUACAUUACGAAAGUCGGCUGCUGAAGUUGCGCACCAUGCACGCGGAACAUGCGCUCAGCAUCGAGAAGCACAAACACAGCGAUGCGAAAGCGGACACGCACAAACUGAUGGAGGACAACAUCAAGAAGCAGACGCGCAAGGUGGAAAAGAUACAGGAAGAGGUGGAGCGAAGAAUCUUCAAACACUCGGAACUCUAGGCGGGCACGCUUCACUCGAAUUAACAUUUGUAGGGAACUGGCCAAGAAUAUCAAAGCAAUGGUUAAAAAGAGAACGUUAAGAAAGUUUGUGGUGAUUUUUCAACCACUAGAAAGAGAUCGGAGGAAAAUCAUCAAUUGAAUAAAACACAACCAU